AUGCCGCCCCCGCCGCCCGAGCUGACGCUGCAGGAGGUGCUUGAUUUGCAGGUGAGCCCCGGCGAGCCGAACGCCUACCUGAAAGCUGAACUUUACGACGGGUUCUCAGACCCAGACUUCCAAGAGGCGCUGGCCGAGCUGGAGGCAAUCCAUGGGAAGGCCUACAAGAACUACACGGAGGACCACACCAAACUCUUCCUGACCGUGCAGAACAAGGUGCUGCCCCGGUAUGGGUUCAAGAAGGGCCAGGUGGGGGUCAUGCAGAUGCUCUCGGUGGGCGCCCGCUUCAACGACAACGAGGAGUUUUGCAACAACAGAGCUGUUCUCAAUGAGCUCAUCGGAAUGGCCCCCGCCCUUGCGGAUGAAUUGGAAGAGCUUGCGCCCAAGAAGGAGAAGAGGGAGGAGCCAGCCCCCCUCAUCACCGAGCAUCUUCGCCUUGCGCCGACCUUGACCACCGCCUCCAGGCAGUGGCAGCCACCCUCGCAGGAGGAGUCGCGGCGUUUCCAGUUGGCAGAUGACCUACCGGCAGCCGAGGGUAUGUGA
Messenger RNA from Effrenium voratum, 543 nucleotides. NCBI's taxonomy places the organism in Eukaryota, Dinophyceae, Suessiales, Symbiodiniaceae. The record is from the annotation of a GenBank genome assembly.